This is a messenger RNA of Cuscuta campestris, 965 nucleotides long. The record is from the annotation of a GenBank genome assembly. NCBI's taxonomy places the organism in Eukaryota, Viridiplantae, Streptophyta, Magnoliopsida, Solanales, Convolvulaceae.
GUCAUGAGAGACUCCACUUCAUCGGGAAGGAUGAUCAAAUGGGCCAUGAUGCUUACCCAAUUCAACAUUGAAUAUCGUCCGAGGACGGCGAUAAAGGGACAGGCUGUGGCUGACUUUCUUGUGGAGAUGACGGGUCACCAGGAGGAGGAACCAGCAAGGACGAUCACAGAGCCUUGGUGGUCCAUGUCAGUAGAUGGAGCCGCUGGACCGAAAGGUUACGGUGGAGGUGUGGUAUUCACAACUCCGGAAGGGUUCAAGGUAUAUCAUGCCUUGAUCUUUAACUUCGAACUCACAAAUAAUGAGACGGAGUAUGAGGCAUUGAUAGGGGGCCUGAGAUUGGCCAAAACCCUACAAAUCACAUGCCUCAGGAUCAAGUCUGAUUCAAGCUUGGUGGUAGGCCACAUCAAUGGCAACAUGGAGGCCAAAGGAGAGAAGAUGCAGAAGUACAGAGACUUGGCAAGGACAUUAUUGAAGGAUCUGACUGAGUAUGUGAUGGAGCAAAUCCCAAGGGGGGAAAACACGGAUGCUGACUUGCUAUCAAAAUUGACGCAAGCAGCCCCGGAGCAUGUGUCCAAGUUGGCCAGGAUUGAGACGCUGGAAAAGGCUAACAUUGAAAGGCUUUCUGUGAGCCUGAUAGAGGAGGAUGGACAGCCCAAUCUAACCCUGGUGGAACCUGAUGAUAUUUGGCUGGAUGACUUGGUCAAGUAUUACAUGACCGGGCAAUUCCCUGAGGAUGAGGAUAGGGUAAGAAAAGUAAAGUUGAGGGCUCCAAGAUUCCAAAUGCUUGAUGGAAGGCUAUACAAAAGGGCAUUGGGCGGUCCGCUGCUGAGAUGCUUGACCAGGGCGGAGGCGGAAAGAGUGAUCGCCGAAGUUCAUGAGGGUGUCUGUGCAGCCCACCAAAUGUCCAGGACACUCGCACAAAGGAUCAUCUUGCUAGGUUAUUUCUGGCCUACAAUGAACCAAGA